Fusarium keratoplasticum is the source of this 1671-nucleotide messenger RNA. RefSeq names its product CAMP-dependent protein kinase type 1. Gene Ontology annotation, molecular function: ATP binding; cAMP-dependent protein kinase activity. Gene Ontology annotation, biological process: peptidyl-serine phosphorylation. The transcript has 4 exons. Gene Ontology annotation, cellular component: cAMP-dependent protein kinase complex; nucleus. NCBI's taxonomy places the organism in Eukaryota, Fungi, Ascomycota, Sordariomycetes, Hypocreales, Nectriaceae. Bases 1 to 1671 code for a protein of 556 amino acids. The record is from RefSeq and is a predicted model, not a curated record.
AUGCCUUCCCUGGGGUUCCUCAAGAAAAAGCGGACCAGAGAGGGUAACUCUGAUCCGGCCUCAAAUCCAACCAGCCCUGUCACGCCAACUUCCAGAUCAAAGUCCAUCUCCAAGGCUUUUGGCUCGUCGCUACUGCCUCGAACCUCGAGGAACUCGACCUCGGUGCCAGCUGCCCAGACCAACACCAGCGCCCAGCAGCCGCAACACCAACCUCAACAACAGCCCGACGCCCAGGCAGGCACCGCGCCUCAGUCCAAUCCGCCUUCUGCUCCGGCGCAGCAGACGGCGGCAGUCAGCGACGCCGAGCGACAGCAGACGAUGAACUCGGUCAACGUUCAGCAGCCCCCGUACGUCACGGGCAAUGCGAUGCACCACGACCCGCAGAACCUACCAAGCAUCACUAACCUCAUCAAUCCGCCUCAGCAGCAUCAACACGAUGCCCAGGGCAACUCCUAUGCCAACAACGGCCAGCCCAAUUCGCAAUACCUAUCAACUAUAGAAGCUCGAUCCGCGCAGACGGUCAGCCCCGGCACCGAUCCCGCAGUCCUUCAUCAACAACAGCAGCAGGCCAUGCCUCAGCCGACGAUGCAACCGCAACAGCAGCAAGCUCAGCCCCAACAGCAGCAGCAGCAACAGGCGCAACCGCAACAGCACCAGGCGAACCAUCAGCAGCAGCCCAGCAACGGAUCACAGAUGCGCGUCACCAAGGGCAAGUACUCGUUGGGUGAUUUCGAUAUCUUGAGGACACUUGGAACUGGUAGCUUCGGCCGAGUCCAUCUGGUCCAAUCGAAGCACAACCAACGUUUCUAUGCAGUCAAGGUGCUCAAGAAGGCCCAAGUCGUCAAGAUGAAGCAGGUCGAGCACACCAACGACGAGCGACGAAUGCUGGCAGAUGUCAAGCAUCCCUUCCUCAUCACUCUGUGGGGCACGUUCCAAGACAUCAAGAACUUAUACAUGGUGAUGGAUUUUGUUGAAGGAGGCGAGCUCUUUUCGCUCCUCAGGAAGUCGGGGCGUUUCCCGAACCCAGUUGCCAAGUUCUACGCCGCCGAGGUGACGCUAGCGUUGGAGUACCUGCACUCCAAGAACGUCAUCUACCGAGACCUGAAACCAGAAAAUCUGCUCCUUGACCGACACGGCCACCUCAAGAUUACAGAUUUCGGCUUUGCGAAGCGAGUGCCCGACAAGACAUGGACGCUGUGUGGCACGCCCGACUACCUGGCCCCCGAAGUCGUCUCUAACAAGGGAUACAACAAGUCUGUGGAUUGGUGGUCAUUGGGCAUCCUGAUAUAUGAAAUGCUCUGCGGAUACACGCCCUUCUGGGACAGUGGAUCUCCGAUGAAGAUCUACGAAAACAUUCUCAAGGGCAAGGUCAAGUAUCCAGCGUACGUCAAUGCAGAUGCCCAGAAUCUCCUGGAGCGCCUGAUCACGGCCGAUUUGACAAAGCGAUUGGGCAACCUGUACGGCGGACCUGCCGAUGUGAAGAAUCACCCCUGGUUCGCCGAAGUUACUUGGGAUCGCCUGGCUAGAAAGGAUAUCGAUGCGCCAUACACGCCGCCAGUCAAGGCUGGUGCGGGUGACGCUAGCCAGUUUGACCGAUACCCUGAAGACCCAGAGAAAUAUGGCCAGACAGGAGGAACAGAUGAAUUUGGACACCUCUUUACGGAGUUUUAA